AUGGCUUAUAUUGCCAGGUUAUACCGCCCUAGAGUUAUCCUAGCCUUGGAUUCGCUAAAUGACUUAGACUUCCAAGUCCUAGACCAGCUCUUACCGCCUCUUGAUUUGGUCUUUUGCGGGGACUUUAAUGCCUAUAACCUGUGGUGGGACCCCCUAUAUAAGGCACGUGAUAAAGAAGGCAAUACGCUAGUAGACUGGAUCAACUACUAUGAUUUAGCCCUCUUAAAUACCCCUAGUAUUAGCACCUUCUAUUAUCCGCAUAUGGCUAGGCCGAUAAAUAUCGACCUUACGCUAGCGCAUCGAUCUAUAGCCAAUCAUAUUUAG
This is a messenger RNA of Lachnellula hyalina, 324 nucleotides long. RefSeq lists its product as uncharacterized. Bases 1 to 324 code for a protein of 107 amino acids. Gene Ontology annotation, molecular function: catalytic activity. The record is from RefSeq and is a predicted model, not a curated record. NCBI's taxonomy places the organism in Eukaryota, Fungi, Ascomycota, Leotiomycetes, Helotiales, Lachnaceae. The transcript has 2 exons.